UCGAUCAGAUCGGUCCGGUUUUGGUGGCGUUUGUUGUGAUUGUAUCCCUCUGUUCGUGGGAUGCAGUUACUGCCGCGAAUUUGCAAUAAAGUGAACGUAUUUAUAACCCCUUCGCCGCAGUGCUAUGUUAUAGUAAUUGUUCAGAUAUUGUCAUAUUUCGUUUACUUACCUGUGGGGAAACAUCAGUGUUUUCCUGCUUCAGAUAGUUAUUUUAUUUCCAUUGUGUGUAAUGUGUAGUAGAAGAACGAAGACACAGUGUAUUUCUGGUUGAAUUAUUGUCGCGUCAUUAAUUGAAGAAUCGGUUCGAUGAUUUAACGUUAUUUCGUGAGGACCGUCCAUUCGUCAUUCAUCGGACCACCAGAGCUUCCUGGAAGUACGCGGUAUAGUCGAAGCUAAUUAAAUUCAACCCAUACAAAGCCACCGACAGAAUACAUACUUACGUUUAGCUAUUACCUCUCUGGUAGAGCGUUUUGGACCGGCAUCGUGAAGUGAUGUCAUUUUUGCUGAAACCACGCAUCGGUCACAGCCGCACCGAAAGUCAGAUAUACGUAAGCUCAACUGGAUGCGCAAAGUACGAGAAAAGUGUGACCCAAGUGUGAAUCGGAAUAAAAACUUCAAAAAAGGAAUGUGAUAUAUCGGGUUUUAACCAAAAAGUGAUAUCAACACCACCAGAUAAGGUGAUGUAUACUCAAAAGUGCAGCGUUAUUCGUGGAAUAAAGAUAAAGUGAUUUAGUUGCUGGGUAACAAAUUCAAAUAAUGAGAUAGCAAGUGUUCACGUGUGUCACAAUUGGUCGUUUCGGAAACCGCUUAGUGCCUAUACACUCAAACGCGGUGACGUCCCCGGCGAGUGAGGUAAAUCAGCGACCACUAAUUAGUCUGAUAAAUAAGCCGGGUACAGUAGCGCUAAACAUUGCUGGGGCUGUGACUGGAGUUGCGAAAUGACCGUCACCUACACUGCCGAGGUAGCCACCUGUCGGGGCUUCGGCUGCUUCUUGAAACUGCUGGUCAGAUGGCGAGGCAGCAUAUACAAAUUAGUGUGGCUGGAUCUCAGCUGUUUCCUACUGCUAUAUUACAUUUUAAACAUAACCUAUCGAGUAGCGCUAAACGAUGAACAAAAGCGCAUCUUUGAAGAAGUUGCGCGAUAUUGUGCCACAUAUAGUAACCUCAUUCCAUUAUCCUUCGUACUUGGUUUCUAUGUCACAAUCGUCAUGACUCGAUGGUGGAACCAGUAUACCAGCAUACCGUGGCCAGACCCAAUCGCGGUAUUCGUUAGUGCCAACAUUCAUGGACAGGACGAGCGGGGCAGAGUGAUGCGGAGAACCAUCAUGCGAUACGUGUGCCUAUGCUUGACCAUGGUCCUGACCAAUAUCUCACCUCGCGUCAAGAAACGGUUUCCAACGAUCUUUCACCUGGUGGAAGCUGGUUUGCUCAACGAAAACGAAUACAACAUCAUGCAUCAUCUGAAUACAAAGUUUCCCAGGCACUCGAAACACUGGUUACCGAUCGUGUGGGCAGCCAGUAUCGUAACUCGGGCUCGGAAGGAAGGUCGCUGUCGUGAUGAUUUUGCCGUCAAGACCAUCAUCGAUGAACUGAACAAAUUUCGAGGACAAUGCGGACUGUUGAUCUCAUUCGACACUAUUAGUAUUCCCUUAGUGUACACUCAGGUGGUGACGUUGGCUGUUUACUCGUAUUUCCUAACCUCUGUCAUGGGACAGCAGUGGAUUGAAAAUAAGAAUCUCGUCACUGGAGUCGUAGUUAAUAAUCAAAUCGAUCAGUAUUUUCCGGUCUUCACUACGCUACAGUUUUUCUUCUACAUGGGGUGGCUCAAAGUGGCAGAAUCGUUGAUUAACCCAUUCGGCGAAGAUGAUGAUGACUUCGAAGUUAACUGGAUGGUUGAUCGUAAUAUCCAGGUUUCCUACCUAAUCGUAGACGAAAUGCACCAUGAGCAUCCAACACUGGUCAAGGAUCAAUACUGGGACGAAGUCUUCCCGGUGGAGCUACCCUACACGGUGGGAACAGCCGAAAACAAAGAGGAACCACCUCAACCGUCCACGGCUAACAUCGCAGUGAAGCAGAAGGAAGCGGAGGUCAUACCGGUGAUACCAUCGGCCGUACGAGUUGACGAAAUGGUCGGUAAAAAGAGUCAAAAUUAUGACUACACGUUCCCUGAACAGCAGGGUAUGCUUGACGACGAGGCCGACGAUAAUGCCAGUGGCAUCCACUUUGGCUCGUACGACAACAAACCAUUCCAGCGAAGCGGACCCUCGGCGAAUAGUCUAGCCAGUGUCGCACAAACGAUAACUCGCGUCAACACGGUAGCUUCCGCAUUGAAGCGAUUUUUCAGCCGGGAUGAGGGUAAUACUAGUGCUAGCCGACCGCAGAGUGCUACUCCGGAAUCACAGACGGGACCGUUUAAAUUCCCAGGAUCAGCAAGCUCAUCGAACCUUACCGGACGGUUGCCGGACCGGGCCCAAGGAAGCAUUCGCAUUACCGAUCAGGUCAUCGAAGAAGUUGAUGAACAACAGAUGACAAUAACUUCGAUUCAAGGCAAAAACGACGCUCGACCAAUGGCAGCCAGUUUAUGGGAGCAGGGACUAGUGAAGCACAGCGAACCAGUCGAUGUACCGCAGCCAGCCUAUAAGCGAACUCAAUCGGCGGUUGCCCAUGGACAAUUCGAUGGAGUUGGAAUCUAUCCACCCGGUGGUGUAGAAGGACUGCUAAGUGCUUCCGCUCCCACAGGACAGUAUGAGCCUGAUUUCAUUCCUCUCAAUCCAAUGUAUAAACCAGCCUUCAUUGAUAGCAAAGAAUCGGAGAAAACAAUCGGCGAUGCCAUGGAUGGUGGUCCAGAUGAAGACACCAGUGAAGCGGAUGAUUUCGAAAAAUUACGCCAAGCGCGAGAAAAGGAACGAAUAGAGCGACAAAAGUUCAAACUUGCUCGAUCGGUUAGCGGGUUAGGUCCGAUUGAUACGGCGGACAUUUUGUUAGAAAAGCUUACUAAGACAGCCGAGCAGCAGCAACAGGACGCAACACCUGGACCGUCGGGACAAGACACACCCGACACUAAACGUUAUUCCGGUAUCCAGAGUACACAAGCCGACACGACCAUAUGAUUUUACGUUGCUGACGAAGACAACGUAAUCGUGGUCAACGUUAGAGACAAGAGCUAGUAGUAGGAGAAAUUUGUUAAUCUUUUUGUUCCAGGAUGGCAUUGGCACUAGAUCAUGCUUUUAAAAACAAAUUCGUGAAAAUACGCAUCUUUUAAUCUUUAAGACAAUCGUUGAAACACGCACGUUUUUUUAUCAGUAUUGACAAAAUUAAAAUCAUUCGUACACGCUUCCAAAAAUUGAAAAGUGUAAACACAUAAUAGAAGUUGAUUUAGUGUAACAAGCAGCUUGAACACCAAGUAAUUAAAACUCAUUUAUACCAGAAAUGUAAUUUCUUGGGUCAUUUUUAUUGACUUUAAAAACGCACGUACGCAAGCAACAAACCAGUGAUAUUUUCGCGGAAGCGAAUUGAAACGUUUUGAUAAAGACAUUUGUUAAUGAUCUACACAAAAUUACACAGUUCAUGGAAAGCUAAAAUCUUAGAAUACUGUAUAAUUUUGUGCCGAACAGUAGUUUAGCUAUAUAUAAUAUUUAUUAUUGGGCAGCACCAGUACCAUUUUUUGUGGCUGCAACCAAACAAAAUGUAUCGUUUGCUACACUCGAAGCGCCUUUUAAUGUGGAUUGAGUGACUUAUGACAGAAUCGAACCUAUUGCUACUAAAAGGAUACCUUUUUAUAUAUUCGCUAAUAAUUCUUAACAAUUAUUGAAUGGAGUCAAAAGCGAGGCUUUCCAGACUAAAGGGUUAGCUCAUAUGGCGAUGAAUAUGGAAACAAAUAGUGAUGCUUAUCGUGAGGAAAUUAUCCUCAUUGUAAAGUCAAUGCGGCAGACUUGCUUUUCGAGUUUUCGAUAAUUUGAUGUUUGUUUCGAUUUUGCGGUCAUGUUACACCGGUCUAGCACUUUUGCUUCAAAAUUUUUCGUUGUUACUGUUCAUGUUACAGUAAAACUAUACUUCCUGCACUGCUUGUGAAAGCGUAACAUCUGAAUGAAACAAAAUGCAGUUUGAAAAGCACCAAAAACAAGUAUCAAUAGAGAUGAUUGGUUUUGAUAUUUUUCAACCCCGUACCCUACCUAAACCAAAAUAUUUUUUUUUUCACCAAAUCCAUAUCUGGCCCACAGUCCCGACCACAGACGCAAGCCCAACGGAUCUUUAUACAAUGUAACUCGAAAAAAAUAAAAUGUUCGUUCAUGUAGUGCACCUAGGGGAGUAGCGAAACCACGAAAACGAAAAUGACAUAAGAACUAGGAAUAUACCUCAUAUGGCCAAAAUGUAGACAGAACUUAUCAUUUAGUGAUGGAAUUUACGAAAAGCAUGUCCUCUGCAUUGAGCAUCGCAUGUACGUCUGAACAACCUUGCUUUCCUACACCUACACAUAUACCGAAAACCCAUCUAUAAUUACCACGAUACACACAAAUUGACUAUACAAACUAUGUAUUCUAUCUAGAUACUCGUGACUAUUCGAAAGUAAAGCAAAUGUACUUUAAAACCUAAAUAAAUAUAUUGAAACAAAAUUAGUAUAAAAA
This is a messenger RNA of Wyeomyia smithii (pitcher-plant mosquito), 4625 nucleotides long. It is a transcript of the gene Best1, whose product is annotated as bestrophin-4. The transcript has 6 exons. Gene Ontology annotation, molecular function: chloride channel activity. The coding region runs from base 939 to 3110 and encodes 723 amino acids. The record is from RefSeq and is a predicted model, not a curated record. Lineage: Eukaryota; Metazoa; Arthropoda; Insecta; Diptera; Culicidae.